Messenger RNA from Aspergillus ruber CBS 135680, 1387 nucleotides. RefSeq names its product proteasome core particle subunit beta 5 (gene pre2). NCBI's taxonomy places the organism in Eukaryota, Fungi, Ascomycota, Eurotiomycetes, Eurotiales, Aspergillaceae. Gene Ontology annotation, molecular function: threonine-type endopeptidase activity. The record is from RefSeq and is a predicted model, not a curated record. Gene Ontology annotation, cellular component: proteasome core complex. The transcript has 6 exons. Bases 414 to 1298 code for a protein of 294 amino acids.
CAGUGGCUGUUCCCUAUUAACCGAUAACUCACGAUGAGACUCGGAUGGUUUAUGAUUGACUGAUUUUGUUUGUUUCGUUCGGAGUUCUGUUCUGUCAGUUUGUAGUUACAUCGUUGGGCAGGAAUGGAAGGCCGGCGCUAGGGAAAUAGGCGCGUUGGAAUGGGCAACGACAAUAGUAAUUCCCAAUAAUAUAGUAAUAGUGUUAAGAUUUUAAUGGAUUGAUAUUUCAUGGUGAAACCAAGUUCCAAUAUAGAAUUCCGGUGGAAGACACGUGACGCCAAGAGGUGAGCUCAUCGUCACCACAGCUCCAUAUCAGAGCUUCACUCGACCAUCGCCCUCCCCCGUCAACGUCUUCCUCCCGCGUCUUUUCCUACAUCUCUUUGAUAUUGAACUCUUUCAUCGCAGAGCACACCAUGGAUAAGAUCGUCUCACAGUACACGCGGUCGCCGCAGAAUGAGUUCUAUUCGGAGCAAGAGCAGGAACUCACAGAGACUCUUCCCCCGAUCUCUCUGAACUUCAAACUUCCUCCUCUCGAUAACCCCUCCGGCUUCCUCCGUGCGAUGACCGAUGACCACUCGAACCCAAACUGUCCGAUUAAGCUUGCCCACGGAACGACGACGCUAGCCUUCCGAUUCCAAGGCGGAAUUAUCGUUGCAACCGAUUCGAGAGCGUCCGCUGGUGACUGGAUUGCUAGUCAGACGGUGAAGAAGGUUAUUCCCGUUUCGCGGUUGAGUCGUGGUGAGGACAAGCCGACGGACAAGCCGACACCUGGUUUAUUGGGUACGAUGGCCGGUGGUGCUGCUGAUUGUCAAUACUGGUUGAGAUAUUUGAGUCAGCAGUGCACACUUCACGAAAUCAGACACAAGCGCCGUAUCACAGUUGCAGCUGCUUCGAAGAUUCUGGCCAAUUUGACAUACGCCUACAAGGGUUAUGGUCUAAGCAUGGGAACUAUGUUGGCGGGUAUGACUCCCCAAGAAGGACCCGCUCUCUACUACAUCGACUCCGAUGGCACACGACUUCCCGGUAACCUGUUCUGUGUCGGAUCCGGUCAGACUUUCGCUUACGGUGUGCUCGACGCCGAAUACCGCUACGAAUUGACCGAGGAGGAGGCUCUCGAGCUUGGACGGAGAAGUAUCCUUGCCGCGACACACCGUGACGCCUUCUCUGGUGGCUACAUUAACCUGUACCAUGUCAAAGAAGAAGGCUGGGUCCACCACGGAUUCGACGAUAUGAACCCUAUCUUCUGGAAGACGAAGUUGGAGAAGGGCGAGUUCUCCAACGUCACGUCAGAGUUGUAGGUUAGCCUGGGUGAUCUUUUAAUUUAAUCAUGGACAUGAUGCUUUUUAGUUGCUUCAAGUUUUUAUUCAUGAAUGAUAGAUGAAUAAGA